Molecule: messenger RNA, 2178 nt
Organism: Ceratitis capitata (Mediterranean fruit fly)
Lineage: Eukaryota; Metazoa; Arthropoda; Insecta; Diptera; Tephritidae
Product: phospholipid scramblase 1
Exons: 6
Coding region: 276-1529 (417 amino acids)
Biological process (GO): plasma membrane phospholipid scrambling
Cellular component (GO): plasma membrane
Molecular function (GO): phospholipid scramblase activity
Source: RefSeq, a predicted model, not a curated record
GGCUGGCAGCACUGUCUUCCAAGUAAACCACAAUUUGUUAAUAAAUCAUCAGCAUUUUUAGAUGUUUAGUGUAUAGAAUCAAUAUAUAUUUAUGUUUAAAACAUUGAAAAUUAAUAUUUAAUAAACUAUAGCUACGGUUAUUAAUAAAAGGGAACGUUCAGGCCUACAGGUACAUACUAAAGCAUAAUAUACACUUGUGCCUCAUUAAAAAGUGGGAGGAAAAGUUUACCAGUGAAAUCGUCUUCAACGGAAUCUUCGUUGUAUUAGAAUACAUAAUGUCAAUGCCAAUGAGUAAUAUAGAUAAAGGUGGAUACGUGCCGCCAGGAUUUGGAGCUGGAUAUCCGCCUGGAAGUGCUCCACCUAGCACAUCUCAAGGGGACAGUUAUAAACCAGGCGCAUAUGGUUUCGUGCCAGGACAACCGCAAGCGGGUUAUGCACCAGUGCCACAAAUGCCCCCAUAUGGUGAGGCCCCACCAAAUUAUGGUGGUCAACAGCUGCCCUAUGGUGGUCAACAGCCACCUUAUGGUGGUCAACAGCCGCCUUAUGGUGGUCAACAGCCACCUUAUGGUGGUCAACAGCCACCUUAUGGUGGUCAACAGCCACCUUAUGGUGGUCAACAGCCACCUUAUGGUGGUCAACAGCCACCCUAUGGCGGCCAACAACCUCCAUAUGGCGGUAUGUCUCAGCCUCAGUCAAAUGGCGGCGGUGGUUUUCAGCCUGCUCCUGGAUAUGCUCCACAAGGUCCAAUUGUUACGCAGCCGGGAAUGCCGCCACCAGCGCAACCAAUGGGUCCACCAGGACAGCCCAUGGGACCAGCAGGCGAUUGGAUGAGUAUACCCGCCGGCAUACCGAACUGUCCGCGCGGCUUGGAGUACCUUACGAUGGUCGACCAGCUUUUGGUUAAACAAAAAGUCGAAUUACUCGAAGCGUUCACCGGUUUCGAGACCAACAAUAAAUUCUCCAUUAAAAAUGCACUCGGCCAAAAAGUAUAUUAUGCGGUUGAGGACAAUGAUUGUUGUACGCGCAAUAUGUGUGGUCCGGCACGUCCUUUCGAUAUGAAAGUUUUCGAUAAUUUUCGUAAUAAAGUCAUCCAUAUGUACCGUCCAUUAGCUUGCUCGGCAUGCUGUUUCCCUUGUUGUUUGCAAACAAUGGAAGUGUCAUCGCCACCGGGCAGCGUUGUGGGUAGUAUUGAACAGGAGUGGUCCAUAUGUGCGCCUUCAUUUCGUAUUAAAAAUCAUAUUGGUGAUACAGUUUUGCGUAUCGAAGGACCCGUUUGUACAUUCACAAUGUGUGGUGAUGUGGAGUUUAAGGUGGUUUCUCUGACCGGUGAAACUGUGGGAAAGAUCUCAAAACAAUGGUCUGGCUUAGCACGCGAAAUAUUCACAGAUGCGGAUUUCUUUGGUAUUACCUUCCCGAUGGACUUGGAUGUGCGUAUGAAGGCGGUUUUAUUGGGCGCGACUUUCCUUAUCGAUGCCAUGUUUUUCGAAAAACAAGCAAAUCGUGAAACUGAUCGACCAGGCAUGUUCUAAACAGCCCCAAAUACUUAUGUAUGAAUUUACAAUACCGAAUAAUAAUCAAUGAUCAAAUAUUGGAUUACAAAAAAAUUAAAGUCCCAAAUAUAUAAAUAAUUUUUUUUGAUAUUAUCUAAUUAUCAAAUUUAUGGAAACAAAAAACUUAUUCGAUUAUUAUAAAAAUACUUGCUUUUUUAUAGAAUUUGAUGCACUAGUCCACUUGAAACCAAAGUAAAAAAAAAUAAAAUAUUGAAUUUAAAGAAAAAUCGUUAGGAAGUAAAGUUGAAAAAACUAUGUGUGUACAUACAUGUAUUGAAGUUUUGUCAUAUGUACAUAUAUUGAAACGCUUUUAUUGCUUUCAAAGUUGUAACUCAUUUGUUAACAAUAAUUAUAUGCAUUUUAUGUUGAUUGUUGUACCAAACUAAGCUUUAUUUUGGUAAAAAUGUUUAAUGUAUAUAUGUAAGUACACAUUUAUGUAUAUAACUGUAAAAAGUGUAGUUAGCAAUGAUUCGCUUGAAUUUAAUAAUUUUUUUUUAUAUUUUUAUUUUAUUUUUUAUAGUAGUUUUAAGCUGUUCACUUUAAUCGAAUACGUGUUGCCUUAUCGCCAUAUAUAUAUAUACUAUGAAUACUAAAUAUAUGUACAUAUAUAUGUAUGUAUGUGUAUGAA